Molecule: messenger RNA, 1896 nt
Organism: Emys orbicularis (European pond turtle)
Lineage: Eukaryota; Metazoa; Chordata; Testudines; Emydidae
Gene: ENTPD7
Product: ectonucleoside triphosphate diphosphohydrolase 7
Exons: 12
Coding region: 1-1896 (631 amino acids)
Biological process (GO): UDP catabolic process
Cellular component (GO): Golgi apparatus
Molecular function (GO): GDP phosphatase activity; UDP phosphatase activity
Source: RefSeq, a predicted model, not a curated record
AUGAAGGAGGGCCUGGGGACAUUCCUGGUACCUGCUGGCUUCUUGUGCUCUCACUGCUCCCUUCUGUCCUCUUUCAGAAUCAGCAUUUCCUGCCUGUGCCCAGCAUCAUGGCAUUUCACUGUGCCCCUGGUGAGCCUGUGUCCCCGUCAGCGACUGGCCCUGCUGGGACUCUUUCUUGGAGUCUGUCUCCUGCUACUCAUGGCAGCCACAGAUCUGCGCCGUUGGCGCUCCUCUCCCCCCCCAGACAAGCAGUUUGAGAGGUACCUGGCACGGGUGGGAGACCUGCAAGCUACAGACACAGAAGACUCAACGCUGAACUACGGGAUUGUCAUUGAUUGUGGGAGCAGUGGCUCCCGGGUCUUUGUGUAUUUUUGGCCGCCGCACAAUGGGAAUCCUCAUGACCUUUUGGACGUCAAGCAGAUGAGAGACCAGAGCAGCCAGCCCGUUGUCAAGAAAAUCAAGCCAGGGAUCUCCGUGUUGGCAACAACUCCUGAGCAAGCCAGUCACUACAUGCGCCCGCUGCUCAGCUUCGCUGCAGCUCAUGUGCCGGUAAAGAAGCACAAGGAGACUCCGCUCUACAUCCUGUGCACGGCGGGCAUGAGGCUGCUGCCUGAGAGACAGCAGGCUGCGAUCCUGGAGGACUUGGUGAGGAAUGUGCCCCUGGAGUUUGAUUUCCUCUUCUCCGAGUCGCAAGCUGAAGUGAUCUCAGGGAAGCAGGAAGGGGUCUAUGCCUGGAUUGGGAUCAACUUUGUCCUGGGGAGAUUCGAUCACGAGGAGGAGGAGGAUGCAAUGAUCACUGUGGCCCUGGGGGGUCAGGCGGAGUCCCUGGUGCGGAAGCGGACGGUGGGGAUCUUGGACAUGGGCGGUGCCUCUCUGCAAAUCGCCUACGAGGUGCCCAGCAUGGAGACCUUCUCCUCCCCACAGCAGGAGGAGGCUGCCAAGAGCCUGCUGGCUGAGUUCAACCUGGGCUGUGACGUGCAGCACACGGAGCACGUGUACCGUGUCUACGUCAGCACCUUCCUGGGCUUUGGGGGCAACUUCGCACGGCAGCGCUACGAGGAGCUUGUGCUGAACCAGACCCGUGCCCACAACAGGCUGCAGGGCCAGCAGAUGGGGACAAGCGCUGAGACACCCUUUCUGGAUCCCUGCCUGCCUGUGGGGCUCGAGGACACAGUAGAAAGGGGUGGCCAGACCCUGCAUGUCCGAGGACAAGGAGACUGGCAAACCUGUGCACAGCUGCUGCGCCCUCUGCUGGCAGGGGCCAAUGGCAGCCAGGCCUCCCUGACCCACACUUACCAGGCGCCCAUUGACUUCAAAAACAGCGAGUUCUACGGCUUCUCUGAGUUCUUCUACUGUACUGAGGACGUGCUGCGUCUCGGGGGCCACUACCAUGCACCCAGCUUCACCCGCGCUGCCCAGGAUUACUGCGGCCUGAGCUGGUCAGUGCUGACUCAACGGUUCCAAGAGGGCCUGUACUCACCACACGCAGACCAGCAUCGGGUCAAGUAUCAGUGCUUUAAAUCUGCCUGGAUGUACCAAGUCCUUCAUGAGGGCUUCCACUUUCCCCUGGAUUACUCCAGCCUGCACACGGCCCAGCUGGUGUACGACCAUGAGGUGCAGUGGACCCUGGGAGCCAUUCUCUAUAAAACACGGUUUCUGCCACUCAGGGAACUCCGCCAGGAGAGCAGCCGACAGGCCCACAGCCCCUGGCUCCGCCUGUCCUUCGUUUACAAUCACUAUCUCUUCUUCGUCUGCAUUCUGGUGGUGCUGCUGGCCAUCAUCCUCUACCUACUGCGGCUGCGCCGCAUUCACAGACGCCAGCUGCGCGCGGCUCCACUCAACCUGCUGUGGCUGGAAGAGGUGGUGCUGUUGCCAGGCCAGGAACUGGGGCCGUAA